GCUUUAUAUAAAUAGAAACCGCAACUUGAAGGACUGAAGGAUUUAUGCUAUGAAAACAAAAGCCAUCAGUACGUUUGCAUCACAAUCCGCCAACUGUGUGUCUGCAGUCGUUCAAUCACGAAGAAGCAAAGAAGGAAGACCUCAAAACAGUUUGUGGAGUGUUUUGAGUGUGUAUAGUCUUGUUCAUAACAAGGAGUUGUAUCAGUUUGAUGAAGAUGUUGCGUUUCUGACUUGCUCUUCAAGAAGGCAAAUAACUUGUGUGGUCCGACUUGUUUGAGAGAACAAUGGAUUCUUCGGAUGACUGCCACGUGCGACUUGUUAACCCAUGCGAGUCAUCUCGUCCAUGGUACGGGGGAAAACCUGACUGGAAGACGGCAGAUGAAGACGAGUCAAAUCGCCGGUCAGCAGACCCUCUGGACCAAACGGUCCUCGCCACCAACACCCAGCGAUGGCCGAGUUUUAUCUGGUUUCUUCUGAAACUCAUCGGCCUGUACAACUUCCGGCCCGCGGUGGCGAAACGUCGCCUGUGCGUCCGGUGUCACCACGCAGCCACCGAGAGGCGUUGCGUCGUCCGGGGGGAAGGUGUCCCGAGGUACCUCUGCUUCGGGGCUACCGAAGUGACCGAGCGCGAGGACGAACUCUUCCAGUUUAUGGUCAAUGACGAAGCUGAUCAAGGUGAAGGGGUGAUUCGGUUCAAUCUACCCGCCGAAGAGCCUUGUCCGGUGUGCCGAUGUGAGUGGUGGGACGCCCAUGGAAAUUAUCGACCGUACACAGAUGCUGAAAUAGGUGUCAGAUGUUGGAACCACUACGGCAGCGGAGUGGUGUCGACAAUCUUCCAGUUCCUGCUUAUCGUGCUCAACUUGAUCGACUUCUUCUACUACUUGGACAAGUACUGGGGCUGCAAAGACAAGAAGGUCGACUUGGUCAUCUUCUCGGGUUUCGUCUUCUUCGUCAUCUCCAUCCCUACCAUCUGCCUCGUCGCAAACAUCAUUAACUUGAUCCCUAGCUUGAGGCAGAGCUGCUGGAAAUACAGCUGGACAAACGCCCUCAACAUCCGCUACAUCGUCAAGAGAUUGCAGCAUCUGGAGUUAGCGAAUCGUGGUCUUCCAAACAAGGCGUUCCUGGUUAUAUGUCUCGCCUGGCCGAUUCUAAACAGCGUGUGGAGGUGUUUCAUCUACUUCGUCUUCCUCGGGGACAGUAUAAACUUCCACAUAAUCUCACUGGUCGCCUCCACCCUGAGUAUGUCCAUAUGGGGUGCUUUCUGCUACCUGAUGGUGUUGAUGCGGCUCUCAUUCCUGCGGCAGUUUAAGAUGGAGCUGAGGUUCCUCUGGAACCACAUCGACGCGCUGGACCGUUGCCGUCAGCGGCUAGCAGUGUGCAUGGAAGAGUUCGGCAGUCUCGGUAGCCUGGUGUCCAACUGGGUGAUGUUCACUAUCGCCAUCGCAACAUGGGCCUUCUCAACGCAGAUCUACUACGACUACGCAACGCACGUCGACCAUCGCACUAACCUCACUCUCAUCACCGUCAACGAAUCCUCAGGCUUCGAUAUACUCGACAUCACAGGCAACCUAGCCAACUCGACCUUAGCGUUCGCCACGCGCAAGGAGUUAGACCGUCUGAUCUGGUCCGAAAUCUGCAUGUUUCUGAUACUUCCGCUGGUGGCGGUGGGCGGGCUCGACUUGAACAGUCAGUGGGUCAAAUUCAGACAGCAGAUCGGCGAGCUUCGUCUCGUUGGAAAGGUGUACGACGAGUUUUACGAUAAGAUCUUGGCGUUCUGCACCGAACAUCCACCCGUGAAGAACAUUGAGACUAUGACUUUGCUCGUGUCCACGCUUGGUCUUUGCCUUGCCAUCGAGUUCAACGACAGAGAAGAGUUCUCGUUACUUAAUCAUCACCAUUAACAAAACAUCACCUCGUGGUAUAUACCAACUUUGGCACUCCAAGGAUCGU
Molecule: messenger RNA, 1950 nt
Organism: Asterias rubens (European starfish)
Lineage: Eukaryota; Metazoa; Echinodermata; Asteroidea; Forcipulatida; Asteriidae
Exons: 2
Coding region: 285-1901 (538 amino acids)
Source: RefSeq, a predicted model, not a curated record